This is a messenger RNA of Rotaria sp. Silwood2, 2346 nucleotides long. The record is from the annotation of a GenBank genome assembly. NCBI's taxonomy places the organism in Eukaryota, Metazoa, Rotifera, Eurotatoria, Philodinida, Philodinidae.
AUGGACACAAUUCCAGAUUGUUACAAUGCUUUCGACGAAUCACUUUCAGCUAAUUCAUGUUCAUUAAAUGAUAAAUAUCGUUUUAAUUGUAUAUCCGAGAAAAAAUGUCCGUUACUUACAAUGGUAAAUAACAAUGUAAAACAAUGUAUUGGCGGUGAAGAUGAACCCGAUUCUGAUGGACAGAUAACGGAUAUUCAGAAACUUCCUUUCUCUGCUUUAUGUGAUGGCAGGAGAGACAUAUUUUCUUCGCCAGACGAAACCGACGAAACUCAUUGUGAGCAAUGGCCAUGUGUCAAUCAAUAUACAGAAUGCAAUGACAUAUGGCAAUGUCCAAAAGGAAUUGACGAAAUCAAUUGUCCUUCGAAAUUCCACUGCCCUACUGAUCAUCAUCCUUGUGUAUUUUCAAAGAACCAGACAAUCGGCUGUUUGCAUCUAAAUCGCACUGAAGAUGGAAUUGUGGAUUGUCUUGGAGCAACAGAUGAGAGACCAUUUUGUCGUCUAUUUUACCCAACUGAUAAGCUUAGACGUUAUCGGUGCUGGAACGACACUUCAUGUGUUUUUUACCCGUUCCGUUGUCGUGAAUGCAAUAAAUUAGAUGGUAUCGAUGAACUUUGCCAACAAAAUCACGAUAAAAUUCCAGAUAUGCUCCAAUACUUUCAUGAUAUGCUGGACAUUUAUCUUAUCACAAGAUUACCAUUUUCUCUUGAGUCUUCACGUCCAUUUCCCUUGAAACAAUCGCUGCCAUUGGUUAACAAACUCAUACAAUAUCAGAUGAAAGAAAUAGAAGAAUCAAAAGGCGAGAAUGAGUUGGACAUGCAGCAAGUAUGGUUAUGUAAUCGAGGUAUAUUAAUUUACGUCGGUCAAAAUGAAAGUGAACAAUGUCUAUGCCCACCAAGUUAUUAUGGUGAUCGCUGUCAAUAUCAAAAUCAACGUGUUAGUCUUACUCUUCGACUGCGGAACGAAAAUUUAGAAAAAAUUAAUGUCAUUGCUAUUAUUGUCACUUUAGUUGAUGAUACUGAUUUCAUUCAUUCAUAUGAGCAAUUCACCUAUAUCUCUGUUCGUGAUUGCAAUACUAAAUUCAAUACUUAUCUACUCUAUCAAGAUCGACCGAAAAAUAUGACGAAGAACUACACAAUCCAUAUUGAUGCUUAUGAUAAAACCGAUCUUCUUUAUCUUACAAGUUGGAAAUUGCCAGUUAGAUUUCCUUUUAUGCCUGUCAAUCGUGAGAGUGCCCUACUGGUAAUUCCAGCAUUACAUAACUGUUACCGAACAUGUAACUCAAAGUAUCAUGAACAAAAGAGAAAUAGUAAUAUCGAAUCUUGUCGAUGUAAAUCGAAUCACUCUAGGUUGAUUUCUAUUAAUCAAGAUCAAUGCAAUUGCUCACCAGAUUCCAUUUGUGUUGGUCUUGUAAAUAAUAGAUCGAUUUGUCUUUGUCCUUUAACAAAAGCAUCACCACGAUGUUUUCUUAACUCGAUCUGUCAAGUGAAUGUAUGUUUAAAUCAAGGUGUUUGCGUCCCAGAAAAUGAUCGAAUUUCUUUGACAAAUUUCACAUGUAUCUGUCAAGAUGCAUUUACUGGACAACGAUGUGAAGAAAAUGAUGCCAAAAUUGAUAUCUCAUUUUCUGAUGUGUCGAUUCCUCAAUCGCUUCUAGUUCACUUUAUUACAGUGCAUAAAUAUGACGCCAGAACUCAGAAUCCAAUGCCAACUCGAGCGACUAUGUUCAAAAGGAUUGAUUUCGAUCAAGAUACAGUCACUUUCUACAUGUCAUUGCCAUUUCAUCUUGUCUUCGCUCAAAUUCAAACAAAAUUUUAUCUUAUUGUUGUUCAAUCUAACUAUACACGUUCAGCUAAUAUUUCUACAGAAGUUGCUCGAUCACAACAUUGUCCACACAUUCGAGAACUCUUUGAUCAACAAAUUCUUGAUUAUCCAAUUCUUCAUCGAGUUAAAUACUAUCAUCUUCCAUGCAUGCAAGAUUCUCAUCUUUUUUGUUUUCAUGAUAAUGAAUCAUUUAUGUGUCUUUGUACAGAAAAAAGGCAUGCCAAUUGUUUUCAUUUCGAUUUCAAUAUGACUUACAACUGUAUGGGUUGGAAUGAUUGUCAGAAUGAAGGACAAUGUUUUCAAGAUCAUCCAACAUGCCCAACAAAGACAAUGUGUGUCUGUCGGGAAUGUUUUUAUGGUACGAAAUGUCAUUUCAAUACGAAACAAUUCGGCCUCUCACUGGAUGCUAUGUUGGGUUAUCAAAUUCGUCCUCGUCUACCAAUUACGAGACAAUCUAUAUUUAUCAAAAUGUGUUAUUCUUUGAAACAAUUGGGAUUACAUAGUGAAACGUCACAAUCUGGGCAAUAA